AUGGCCCAUGGAAUGACUGUCCAGUUACCUGUGGUGGUAUUACUAAUAACCAUUAACGGAGGAUGGAGUGAAUGGUCUAAGUUUAGCGCAUGUCCAGUGACUUGCGGAGGCAGUACGAACACCCGGACAAGAGCAUGUGACAAUCCAACUCCUGCUUACGGAGGUACCGAUUGCGUGGGUGACAGCAGUGAAAGUGCAGUAUGUAAUACUGUAGACUGUCCAGAUUAUUGCGAAUCGAAACCUUGUGAAAACGGGGCGUCAUGUGCAAAUAUUCACUACGGCUACAAAUGCACUUGUGUUGAAGGGUUCCAAGGCAACAACUGUGAAAUAGAUAUUGAUGAUUGUGUCUCUGUGGACUGUCUUCACGGCGGAAAGUGUAAAGAUGAAGUGAAUGCUUACAGUUGUGUUUGUGUUCCAGGCUACGCUGGUGUACAUUGUGAACAAGUACAUGGUUCUUGGAGCUCAUAUGACCCAUGGAAUAACUGUCCAGUUACCUGUGGUGGUACUAACAAUAACCAGUACAGAUCUAGAUAUUGUAACAAACCACAACCAUCCUGUGGAGGAUCUAGUUGUUCUGGUACCUCAAAGCAGUAUCAGAUAUGUAAUUCUUCUCCUUGUCCAGUUGACGGUCAAUGGAGUGAAUGGUCCAGUUAUGGGUCAUGUCCAGUCACCUGUGGCAGUGGAGCACAUUCCAGAUAUAGAACAUGUAAUAAUCCCACCCCUGCCAAUGGCGGUGCAUCAUGUAAAGGAUUGGACACAGAGUAUGCUAUAUGCUGGAGCGGAGAAUGUCCUGGUUAG
Mytilus californianus (California mussel) is the source of this 798-nucleotide messenger RNA. Its product is annotated as semaphorin-5A-like. Bases 1 to 798 code for a protein of 265 amino acids. The transcript is spliced from 6 exons. The record is from RefSeq and is a predicted model, not a curated record. Gene Ontology annotation, molecular function: calcium ion binding. NCBI's taxonomy places the organism in Eukaryota, Metazoa, Mollusca, Bivalvia, Mytilida, Mytilidae.